Molecule: messenger RNA, 2975 nt
Organism: Lolium rigidum
Lineage: Eukaryota; Viridiplantae; Streptophyta; Magnoliopsida; Poales; Poaceae
Product: RNA cytosine C(5)-methyltransferase NSUN2-like
Exons: 15
Coding region: 1-2619 (872 amino acids)
Biological process (GO): RNA methylation
Molecular function (GO): tRNA (cytidine-N5)-methyltransferase activity
Source: RefSeq, a predicted model, not a curated record
AUGGGAGGCAGGAAGCGCGGGCGCUCACAGCGCCGCCACUUCAAGGAGGAGCGCGAGAACGUCUGGAAGGACAACCCCAAGCGCCCCCCCGCCGGUGCCGGCGGCGGCGAAGGAAGCGAGGGCGGCUGGCAGCCGUUUGCCACCGCGAACCCGGCUUUCGAGGAUUACUACAAGGGGCAGCAAAUUGUUCCUGAGGAAGAGUGGGAUACCUUCAUGAGCAUGCUCCGGAAGCCAUUGCCUGCCGCUUUCAGGAUUAAUGCGAGCUCUCAGUUUUAUCAAGACAUACAAUCACAGUUAGAAAACGACUUCAGGAAGUCGUUAGAGACUGAGGUCAGUGAUGAGCAUGAAAAAGAGGCUAUUCGGCCUUUGCCUUGGUACCCUGGCAAUCUCGCAUGGCAUUUGAACUUUUCUCGGAUGCAGCUGAGGAGAAACCAGGCGCUUGAGAGUUUCCAUGAAUUCUUGAAGCAAGAGAAUGAAGUUGGCAAUAUAACUAGGCAAGAGGCUGUCAGCAUGGUUCCACCUUUGUUUCUGAAAGUGCAACCUGACCAUCAUAUUCUUGACAUGUGCGCCGCUCCAGGGUCUAAAACUUUCCAGUUACUUGAGAUGAUCCACCAGUCAACAAAGCCUGGGAUGCUUCCAAAUGCCAUGGUGGUAGCUAAUGAUCUCGAUGUGCAAAGAUGCAACCUUCUAAUACAUCAGACAAAAAGAAUGUGCACAGCCAAUCUGAUAGUGACAAAUCAUGAAGCCCAAAAUUUUCCUGGCUGUAGUCUUGCAAAGUUCUGUCCGGAGUCAUGUGUAGAUGAGUCAAAGCCGCAGAGGUUGGAAUUUGAUUGUGUAUUGUGUGAUGUGCCAUGCAGUGGCGAUGGAACUGUCCGUAAGGCUCCUGAUAUGUGGAGAACGUGGAAUAUUGGCAUGGGUAAUGGACUUCAUCGUCUCCAAGUGGAAAUAGCUAUGCGUGGUAUCGCUUUGCUUAAAGUGGGUGGAAGGAUGGUCUACUCAACAUGUUCAUUGAAUCCUGUUGAAAAUGAAGCUGUUGUUGGCGAGAUUCUGCGAAGAUGUGGAGAUUCCGUUGAACUCCUGGAUGUUUCUAACGAGCUACCUGAAUUGGUCCGCCGUCCUGGACUUAGCACCUGGAAGGUACGGGAUCGAGGUUCUUGGGUGGGCACUUAUGAAGAUGUACUUCACUACAGGAAGAAGGUAAUAUCACCAAGUAUGUUCCCCUCAGGUAAAGGUGCCACAGACAGCUGUACAGUGGGUGGCAGUGAUGUGGUCAACAUAGAUGUGGUCGAUGCAGAAAUGAACGAGUCAGGGGAUAUGGUAGAAGGAAAAGAAGAAACAAAGAUAGCGACCAAUGGCAGCAGUAAUGGUGACAAUGCCAAUACUGAAGAGAUAAAACAAGAUGAAUCUGAGUCUGGUAAAGUUCCAAGGCGCUCUGAUGGAACAUCAGAUUCAACCUCCAUCCGUACAGAGCAUUCAAGUUUACCGCUACAUCGUUGUAUGAGAAUUGUCCCACAUGACCAAAACAGUGGAGGAUUUUUUAUUGCCGUACUGCAGAAACUCUCUCCGCUGAAUGAGAGCCAGGUGGUAGAAGCAAUUAAAGGUGAGCGCAGUAUCCUGAAAGACAGUGCUUUGAAUCGUCUGAAUGGUCCAGGAUCUGAUAAGGUGCUCUCUGAAGAAACUUCUAUUAACCAGCAAGGGGUUGAUGACAGCCAUGUUCUGAAUGAACAAAAAAACAAAGACAUGGAUAAUGAAAUUUCAGAAGAUAGAAGUUCUGAGGAAGCUAAGGUGAUUGUUGCUGAGGUACAAAAUGAUCAAGCAUCAAAGAGAGAUAAGAGAAAGACCCAAAACCAAACCAGAUGGAGAGGGGUUGAUCCUGUGAUAUUUUUCAAAGAUGAAGCGACAAUUAGAAGCAUAGUAUCUUACUACGGCAUCAAGGAUUCAUUUAAACUUGAAGGUCAUCUUGUGACUAGGAACCCUGAUACUAGUCAUGUUAAAAGAAUAUACUAUGUCUCAAAAUCAGUUCAAGAAGUGUUGGAGCUCAAUGUAAAAGUUGGGGAGCGGCUGAAGAUUACCUCGCUUGGCCUGAAGAUAUUUGAAAGGCAGUCGACAAAGGAGGAUUCACCAUGCACAUUUAGGUUGUCAUCUGAGGGAUUGCCUCUGCUGCUUCCUUACAUCACCAAGCAGAUUCUAUAUGCAUCGGCAAUAGACUUCCAGCACCUUUUACAGUACAGAAUCAUUAAAUUUCCUGAUUUUGUGGAUGCAAAAUUCGGCGAGGAAGCUUCAGCUCUACUACGGGGCUGUUGUGUCGUAAUACUGCGCGAAGGGCAUCAGGAUGUAGAAUCCAUAGGCAUGGAUCCCAAUGCAAUCGCCAUAGUUUGUUGGAAAGGAAAGACCAAUCUGUGUGUCAUGCUUACUCCCAUGGACGGGAAGGAGCUUCUUGACAGGAUAUCAUUUCGUUUUGGGCUCAAAAUCCCAAAAGUUGAUGAUGGGAAACCCAGCCUGAAGAGUGAUGGAUCAGACGAGCAGCCCGAUGUUGGCGAUGAGACGGUAGACCCAGAAUGUGUGACUGAAAGCAAAGCAUCAGACAUGGAUAUUUCAGAUGUUAAGGAGGCUGAGUAGCUUGGUUGACAUCAUACAAGGUGGCAUGUUACUUCUGGUUGAUGUAGCAGAGCCCUGCUACUUGGCUUUUGAUACAAGUUGAUCACUACUCUGGGGAGUGGGGUUUGUCAAUCCUUCGUUCUGGCUUUUACACCGUUCCUCUGUCAAGGCAUUCUGUUCUGCUACUAUGCCAUGAAAAACCACAGUGCAUACAUGGUGCUAGACUGCUAGUUGCUCCCCUGUAACGUAUCAGUUUACUUUUUAAAAAAAAAACAUCAGUUGGUUUUUUGGCUUGAGAGGAUGUAAUGUGGGGAAAACAGUGUCAUGCUAAGCUCUGAACUUGAAAACUGAUAGUUCUUUAGAAAACUAUUUUGAGA